Molecule: messenger RNA, 1143 nt
Organism: Rhodamnia argentea
Lineage: Eukaryota; Viridiplantae; Streptophyta; Magnoliopsida; Myrtales; Myrtaceae
Exons: 7
Coding region: 44-853 (269 amino acids)
Biological process (GO): regulation of exit from mitosis
Cellular component (GO): nucleus
Source: RefSeq, a predicted model, not a curated record
ACGAAGCGGCAUUCAUCUCUCUCUCUCUCUGUAUCAUACAUAGAUGGAAGCUACGGAGAUCGAGACGCGUUCGGACUCCAUAGACGUCUCUCUCAUCUUCCACCUCGUCAACGACGUCCUCGGCUUCGUCCUCUACAUGCACCAGCAGAUUCCCUCAAUUUUGCAGGAUAUGAGUCUUGAAUUUGAUUCGAUGCGUAGUGAAUACAAGGAGAUGGAGGCCGAGCUAGCGCAAGGCGAAAUGAGAGCAUCGUUUAGGAGGAAACAUAAAGGAAGGAUGAGAGAACUUAAGCGGGGAUUUAGAAGUUCGGAGAAGCUGAUGAAUGCCAUCUCCAGUCUCCAAGAUGCCUUGAGACUCGUGGUUAGUGAAAACCCACACAUCCGGGAAAUUCUUCUGGUUCUCGGAGGUAGUCCAUUGAGGCCUCAGUAUGUCUACCGAUUGUGCUUUUUGCAUGGAGAGACGGUUUCAAGGGAUGCAAGUGAUUUCACAAAGAGCAGGGUAGCGGAAGUGCUUUCGAGAAAGGCUGUUCGGGCAUUGACCUCUAGAGGUGCAGGGUCCGGUGGCUAUCCAGGUCCAACAAAGUUGUUUCUCUUGGUCAAAGCUCCAACUUCUUUUAAUCAACCUUUAUAUUUUCUUCCAAAACGUGACUUCAGAUACAACAAGAAGAUUGUACCAUUUUGCCUACGAAUUAAGUGCAAAAGCCAACAGCAGGAGAAAACUGAGAUUAAUCAAGAUCCUCAGACAGGCAUGAGUGUUAGCUCGGAGGAUUGCGGGUCCGAUGAUCUGAUUUGCAGGUUCCAAUGCCGGCAUGUUAUAAAGGGUCUCGCAUCCACAGUGCCAUCAGCAGAAGAAUGAUGCAACUUAUAUCGAGAAAUGUUAUCCAUGCAUGUCAGUUCUUCUUCAGAGCUUCUAUUAGUAGGCCUAUUUUGCCUUGAUGAUUGUCAUCACCCAUAUCUGGUAUUAGUUACUUCUACACCCAUGUUUGGUACCUGCAGUUGAUCUGGCUUGGCAUGAUAUUGAGUUCCUUUCUCUUUUUUGAUUUAUUGCUAGUAGAUAGCCUUGUACAAAUACUCGUCUUUGGUGUUAAGUUUCACCCCGAAUUCUAUUCUUAGCUAUGCAAGUUUGUCUGAUUCUUGAUUCCUGCA